Messenger RNA from Ooceraea biroi (clonal raider ant), 1449 nucleotides. RefSeq lists its product as uncharacterized. Lineage: Eukaryota; Metazoa; Arthropoda; Insecta; Hymenoptera; Formicidae. Gene Ontology annotation, molecular function: olfactory receptor activity; odorant binding. Gene Ontology annotation, biological process: sensory perception of smell; detection of chemical stimulus involved in sensory perception of smell. Gene Ontology annotation, cellular component: plasma membrane. The record is from RefSeq and is a predicted model, not a curated record.
GAAAUAGUUCGUCACCUGUGAAGCAAUGAUAUUUGUUAAGUCUCCAUUCUAUAACAUUAAUCGCAUAAUUCUACUUUUACUAGGUAUUUGGCCAUAUCAGAAAAGUAAAUUCAUAUACGUACAGAGAUUAUUUUCUGUCGGAAUAUUUAUAUCAUUUGUUGCAUGUCAGCUAUUACUAUUUGUCACGGAGAAACAUACUGUGAAUUUAUUUUUCACCACGCUUUCGCAGUCACUUCCAAUUUUAAUAUGUUUACUGAAGUACAACGCAUUUUUCAUCAAUAGCGAAACAGUAAAAAUACUUCUGGAACAGAUACAACAUGAUUGGAAUACACUGAAUGGUAAAGAACUUGAAAUAAUGAAACAAUACCUCAAUAACUCAAGAUUAUUUAUGAUAAUUUUUACAUCAUUUGCCACAAUGAGUGUAUGCGCUUUUACGUUUAUCCAGCUUCUACCUGUUACAUUGGAUGUUAUUAUUCCGUUAAAUGUAUCUCGGCCACGGCGUUUUUACUUUCGUCUUGAACUUUUUAUUAAUAAAGAAAAAUACUUCUAUGUGAUUGCAUUCUACACAAUAUUGUCGUUAUGCGUUAGUGCAGCCACAAUAGUAUCUACGGGAGCUUCGUUACUUACGUUCGGACAGCAUUCAUGCGCAAUGCUCAAAAUUGCGUGCUACCGAAUGGAACACGCAAUGGAUAAAUAUAAAGUUUUACAUAUUGCCAAACGAAAAGAAAUCCAAAACAAAAUCGUUAGCGCUGUGGAUAUUCAUCGGAAAGCUGCUGAGUAUGCAGAUAUCUUAAUAUCCCCUUUCAUGAUAUCUUAUAUCGCUUUAAUUGUAAUUGGUGUGAUUUCUUUGAGUUUCAAUUUAUUCUGCUUUUUUCAAGCAUUCUUCUAUACGCAUGACAUGCAGGAGGUUUUAGUAAGUGUUUCUCUUAUCGGCGGGCAUUUCCUAUACAUGUUCUGCGCAAAUUACGGCUCACAGAUAUGGUAUUCCCUGGUAUGUAGCUCCCGUACGAAUUCAAAAGUUAGUAAUGUUAUUAUUACAACGAAGUACGAAAACUUUUGUACUGCAAAUCGGUGGUUUAUUUAUUGGAUCACUGGAAGGAUUUACCACGCUGAUAAGUACAUCCUUAUCAUACUUUACUAUGAUUUAUUCUACGCGAUAAUAUUGCAACAACCCAAAAAUAAGUCUAUAGUGUUUAACAGAAGCUUAUGCUCUUAUAUACAUACAUAUAGUAACAUAUCACUUCAAUAUUAAACGCGUUUAUUAUAAUUACAGAUGAAAAUUAUUGAAUGUGUACUAGGUAUGUAAUUUAAAUUUAGAAUUAAAAGAUUAGAAAUCUAGGAUUCAAACAAAUUUUAAUUCACAAAUAUACAGAUUAGUAACAAUAAAGUUUACCUUUGCAAUGUAUUUCAUGUUAAAAUUGUAUUCGGACAAUGUAUAUUUUAUACGAA